AUGAGACCUCCACAUCUCCACCUCUCCGCCGCCUCCGGCGCUCAGGGCGGCCUGGGGAAGCUGCUGCUGCCGCUACUGAUGGCGCAAUUCUGGGUCUCGGAGGCUCUGCUGCUCCCCGCAAACGACACAAGCUCCCGCGUCGUGGCCUCCGGAGCCCCGUGCGCUCACGGCUCGCAGCCCUGGCAGGUGUCCCUCUUCAAUGGCCUCUCGUUCCACUGCGCCGGCGUCCUGGUGGACAGGAGUUGGGUGCUCACCGCUGCACACUGCGGGAACAAUAAGCCCCUGUGGGCUCGAGUCGGGGAUGACCACCUGCUGCUGCUGCAGGGCGAACAGCUGCGCCGGACCUCUCGUCCUAUCGUCCACCCCAAGUACCAGCAGGGCUCGGGCCCCAUCCUGCCGAGGCGCACAGACGAGCAUGACCUCAUGCUGCUGAAGCUUGGCAGGCCUGUGGUGCCGGGGCCUCGAGUGAGGCCCCUGCGCCUGCCCUUCCGCUGCACGCAGCCCGGGGACCAGUGCCAGAUCGCCGGCUGGGCCACCACUUCCUCCCGGAGAGUGAAGUACAACAAGGGCCUGAGCUGCUCCAGGGUCACUAUCCUGAGCCCUAAGGAGUGUGAAGUCUUCUAUCCCGGCGUGAUCACCAGCAACAUGAUGUGUGCAGGACUGGAUCAGGGCCAGGACCCCUGCCAGAGUGACUCUGGUGGCCCUCUGGUCUGUGACGAGACCCUGCAGGGCAUCCUUUCAUGGGGCGUUUACCCCUGCGGCUCCGCCCAGCAUCCAGCUGUCUACACGCAGAUCUGCAAGUACCGCUCUUGGAUAGAGAAGACCAUCCGCUCCAACUGACCCAGGAUGCCCUGCAACUCCUUCUCCACCUGCCCCUCUUCCUCCGACCUCCCCUCCUUCCUCCAUCUGGGCUGGGCUCUCCCCCUGCCCCACUCAAAUUUCUGCCACCCAUGCACACCUGCUAACAUCUCUCCUCUUUCCUCACACCCCCUGCCCACUGCUGCUCUCUGCCCGCACUGACGCUGAG
Messenger RNA from Dama dama (fallow deer), 1027 nucleotides. It is a transcript of the gene KLK10, whose product is annotated as kallikrein related peptidase 10. Gene Ontology annotation, biological process: proteolysis. The transcript has 5 exons. The coding region runs from base 1 to 840 and encodes 279 amino acids. Gene Ontology annotation, molecular function: serine-type endopeptidase activity. Lineage: Eukaryota; Metazoa; Chordata; Mammalia; Artiodactyla; Cervidae. The record is from RefSeq and is a predicted model, not a curated record.